Lolium perenne is the source of this 1235-nucleotide messenger RNA. Its product is annotated as UMP-CMP kinase 3. Gene Ontology annotation, molecular function: ATP binding. Gene Ontology annotation, biological process: 'de novo' pyrimidine nucleobase biosynthetic process; pyrimidine nucleotide biosynthetic process. Lineage: Eukaryota; Viridiplantae; Streptophyta; Magnoliopsida; Poales; Poaceae. The record is from RefSeq and is a predicted model, not a curated record.
GGCUCGAGAGCGGACACGUUUUUCAGUCGAACUCCUUUCCGAUUUCCUUCCGCCGCCGCCACCGCCACCGGCGACCUCGUCGGCUCCUCUCCGCUCGCCGCCGCCGGACGGCAAGGUGUUGCUCUUCGGCGACGCUUUCCGCGGCCUGCGUGCCGCUCUUGCCGGUUGGACCAGGCGUCGCGGCCUGCCCAUCUCGGCGCCGCGCCUCCCUCCCCGUGCUCCUCUAGCCUUCCCCGGCGGCCAGCUCCAGAAGCAGGCUAUGAGCACGGCGGUGGAUGCUUCAGUGGCUGUUACCGAGCAGGAGGAUGUUACGGAAAACAUCUUGGGUGGCAAGAAAGUUGCAGUUGUAUUUGUUCUAGGUGGUCCUGGAAGUGGGAAAGGAACACAAUGUAGCAAUAUUGUGGAGCAUUUUGGGUUUACACAUCUUAGCGCAGGAGAACUGUUACGCACAGAAAUCAAGUCUGGUUCUGAGAAUGGAGUCAUGAUUGACAACAUAAUAAAUGAAGGAAAAAUUGUUCCAUCCGAGAUAACCAUAAAGCUUUUGCAAGAAGCUAUGAUAAAAAGUGAAAAUGACAAGUUUCUCAUUGAUGGAUUUCCAAGGAAUGAAGAAAACCGUGCUGCGUUUGAUAAUAUCAAAAUAUCACCUGAGUUUGUGCUAUUCUUUGACUGUUCGGAGGAAGAAAUGGGAAGGCGUCUUCUGGGCCGUAAUCAGGGAAGAGCUGAUGACAACAUUGAGACUAUCAGGAAAAGAUUCAGCGUUUUUGUCGAAUCCAGUUUGCCUGUAAUUCAGUAUUAUGACUCAAAGGGCAUGGUUAAGAAGAUUAAUUCUGCAAAACCAAUCGCUGAGGUGUUUGAAGAUGUCAAAACCGUUUUUCAGCCGUAUGGCCCAAAGGUCACACAGAUGCCCUCGCGCGAAUAAAUGAUGAAAGUUCAGGUAAACGGUGUCCCUGAAAGUAUUGGAGCUCAUGGCAAGUUACCCUGCCAGCAUGCCCACCAGAUAAUUCAUCCAUCAUCUGAUUAUAAGUAGAGCUGAUCCUUGUUAGUAAGUACUAAUAGAGACGAACUGGAGCACAUAUCAGUUUACCUGUGUGCCCAUCUAUUUUAAGGAAAGAAUAACAGGCCAGGAACCAUUCAGCCACUUCAUAUCGUUUCUGAUUCACUAUCAACUGGUACCGCAUUAUGUGUUUUUCUUCAAACUCUUUAUAGCCUAAGUUAUCCACUGAUGAUAUCACAAA